Messenger RNA from Stegodyphus dumicola, 1794 nucleotides. RefSeq names its product prolyl 4-hydroxylase subunit alpha-1-like. Gene Ontology annotation, biological process: peptidyl-proline hydroxylation to 4-hydroxy-L-proline. The record is from RefSeq and is a predicted model, not a curated record. Gene Ontology annotation, cellular component: endoplasmic reticulum. Gene Ontology annotation, molecular function: protein binding; L-ascorbic acid binding; procollagen-proline 4-dioxygenase activity. Lineage: Eukaryota; Metazoa; Arthropoda; Arachnida; Araneae; Eresidae.
UGGCUAUGAGAGCAACUCUUUGAUGAAGAAAAAGCAGAGCACCUCUUUACUACACAGAUAUCCCUUCGAUGAAUUAGGAAAUUUUGAUUAUUUUUUAGCGUUGUAAGACUCGUGAAUGAAUCUAGUUCUUUUACUAUUUGUCAGUUUGGAUAAAAACUGUAAAAAAAGGUUUUUCUUUCAGAAUAAUAUGCUCGUAUUUUCAUUUACCAUUUGGAGUGUAUUGUUGAAUGCAUCGGUGAACGGUGAACUGUACUCUGCUUUAGCUGGACUCGAAACUCUUCUUGACACCCAGAGGUUGAUCAUCGAUACCUUAGAUCAUUACAUUGAGUUAUCAGAAAGCAGAAUCAAGAGAAUUAAAAGAUUAAAAGAAGCCUACAGUUAUUUGUUAAGAGAAUCCAGUGCCAAUUUUCAAGAGUUCAUAUCGAAUCCAAUUAAUGCAUUUGUCUUAAUAAAGAAGCUUUCAACCGAUUGGGAUGAAACAAAGAAAAUCAUGUUCGAGCUCCCGAAAAAUGAUAUGAGCAUAAACAGUGCAGUGUUCCCGGAUCAAGAUGACGUUUCAGGAGCAGCUAAAGCACUGUUGCGAGUUCAACAAACCUACGCACUAGAGACUUCACCACUGUCUGAAGGCAUACUUAAAGGAGAGACAAAUGGCUUACCACUGUCUGCGGAUGAUUGUUUUGAAAUGGGACGUCAAGCGUUUCAUGCCGGCUACUAUGAUUAUGCCAUCUCUUGGCUGGAGAGGUCACGUGAAAAAUCUAUCGAAAAUAACGAAGGCAUCAGAAAUUCGACGGAGAUUUUGAAGUACCUCUCUCUUUCGACAUUUGAAAAAGGACGAACUUCCCUUAUGCUUUUCACAAACAGCCUUCUUCAGUUAGGAUAUAUGAUAGCUCCAUCUUUCGAAAAUGGGAUAUUUGCUCCCGAAAAAUCACUAAACAUGGCUGAUUCUAACAAUGCAUUUAUGACACAGACUACAGUUUUCGAUGAAGCCGUUUACCGUACAUUAUGUCAGGCAAAAAAAGGAACUUCAGAGAGUUUUUCCUCGCAACUGAGAUGCAAGUUGGUCGCUUAUCAUCCUUACUUGACACUACAGCCAGUGAAAGAAGAACAGCUAUGGAAGGAACCCAAAAUUUCGCUCUUUUACGAUGUAAUAUCUAACUCGGAAAUCGAAGUUAUGAAAUCCCUUGCUCUUCCUAGCUUACAACGAGCUGAAGUUGCAGAGUACAGUGGAAGUCUCGGUCAUCGAGUGUCUGAUACCAGAGUCACAAAAAUUGCUUGGCUAAGAGAAGCUGAUCAUCCCUUAAUACCAAAAAUGUACCAGCGUAUUGAAGAUAUCACAGGAUUAUCAUCUCAUUCAGCGGAACCUUUCCAGAUGGCCAAUUAUGGGUUAGGAGGACAUUUUCAUUUGCAUAUGGAUGUCCUGCCUGAUACUGAAAGAUACUUUGGACCUGACAUGGGCAACAGAAUUGCAACAUGGCUUCUAUACUUAAGCGAUGUUCGCGGUGGUGGUGCGACUGUAUUUCCUAGACUGAACCUCAGUGUCUGGCCGAAAAAGGGUUCCGCUUUGUUUUGGCACAAUGUGAAAUCCAAUGGAGUGGGAAAUAUUUUGACAUUACACGGAGCUUGUCCUGUCCUUUCUGGAUCAAAAUGGGUGUCUAAUGUGUGGUUCCAUGAAAGAGGCCAAGAAUUCCGGCUUAAGUGUGGAAUGCGCCCUGAAUCCUCACUGUUGCAGGCAAACUUAUCUAACUGAAGAAGAAAAGUUCCUAAAUGUUAAACUGUAAAUAGAGAAAAUUGAAA